AUGGAUAAUUCUCUUCAUUUAUCGCCCAGCUAUAUCGCAUCACUGGAUCCUUAUAUACCAUCAAGCGCUGCACAGAAAUUAUGCCCAAGAACCGCUCCUCAUGUCACCCUUACCUAUGCCGCUUCGCUUGAUAGUCGCAUUGCUCUUGCUCCUGGUCUACAGACUGUUCUCUCCGGACCUGAAACAAAAGCCAUGACUCACUAUCUUCGUGCACGUCACGAUGCAAUUCUUGUCGGAGCUACGACCGCUUUAAUUGAUAACCCUCGCCUGAAUAGUCGAUGGGAAGGGGCUGGUGGUGGACUUGUCUCUCAACCUCGGCCUAUCAUUCUAGAUCCUUCAGGUCGCUGGCUAGGCAAGUGGGAUGGCCAAGAAAAUCUCUCGCGGCUCGUGCGGGAAGGGAAAGGGCUUGCACCGUUGGCCGUGGUGGAUGAGGCCAUUGCUUUAGAUCUCGAAAGGCUUGCACGUUUCACCGAGCAAGGCGGCCAGUUGUUGAGCUUAUCAGGUUACAAAGAAAGUUCUGGAGGUGUAGACUGGAUGACCAUCUUGUCAAAGCUGAAUGAAUUGGGAAUUAAAAGUAUUAUGGUGGAAGGAGGCGCCACUGUUAUCAAUGAUAUUCUUAAGCAAAAGAACCGUCAUCUCCUCACCAGUGUCAUCGUUACUAUUGCACCGAUCUUUAUGGGUGCUGGAGGAGUUACGGUAUCGCCCACUACACAAAAUGAAUGCGAACCAGUAUGUCGGUUGGAAAAUGUAACAUGGAUACCGAUGGGCAAAGAUGCUGUGAUGGCUGCGCUCAUAUGA
This is a messenger RNA of Blumeria graminis f. sp. triticale, 798 nucleotides long. NCBI's taxonomy places the organism in Eukaryota, Fungi, Ascomycota, Leotiomycetes, Helotiales, Erysiphaceae. The record is from the annotation of a GenBank genome assembly.